GUAGAUUCAAUCUUCUAAUCACUUGAACAUCCAGACACAUCUCUGAUACAGCUGGACGGCUUUCAAAGUUCACCAGCAUCUACAAGACAGAAGAAUUGAAAAGACUCUUUGAACUUUCUGCAUCUAGAAGAAGAAUGAACUGCAAAAUCUUUGUCGUCUCCAUUAUUGUCCUUGUGGCAUUUCUGGCCAUUGGUGAAGGUCUGGGAGUAGAUGACCGCUGUCGGUGCAUUAACACAGAAAGUCGACGCAUGGGCAAACUCAUAGAGAAGAUUGAACUCUUUCCACCCAGCUCACACUGCAAAGACCCAGAGAUCAUUGCCACCCUGAAAGAAACUAAGCAGGAGAUCUGUCUGGACCCAGCUGCCCCUUGGGUUAAGAAAAUAAUCGAGAGGAUCAUUGCCAACAAAUCACCAUGAAUGUGUCAACCAUCUGCAUGUUUUCAGUGAAAGCAUGUAAACCACACCAGCCUCUACACAGCCACCAUUUAACUUUUAUUUAUGGCAAUAUUGUACAGCACUUGCCUUGUGGGGGAUGUGUUUACAGAACUGUUCGGAUUUGUGUAUGUGUAAAUUAAGAAUAAGUAUUUAUUUAUUGUGAAAUGAAGGUUAUUUAUUAUGUAUUUAUAAUAUUUUAUAUUCUUUCUAACUGUAUUGUGUGUUUGGCUGUGUGUAUGAGAUUUCUAAGUACUAUUACACCAGCUGUGUUAUUAAGUGUUAGCGUUUAUACUUCUCCCAAUUAAGUUCAAGUGGAUUUGAUGAGUUUACAGUUUUUAAACUCUAACUUUGGUUGGAGGUUUGCAUCUUUGUGCUUGAGGAAGAGUGCAAUAAAU
Molecule: messenger RNA, 829 nt
Organism: Misgurnus anguillicaudatus (oriental weatherfish)
Lineage: Eukaryota; Metazoa; Chordata; Actinopteri; Cypriniformes; Cobitidae
Product: interleukin-8
Biological process (GO): defense response; chemotaxis; immune response
Cellular component (GO): extracellular region
Molecular function (GO): chemokine activity
Source: RefSeq, a predicted model, not a curated record